Molecule: messenger RNA, 10920 nt
Organism: Tyto alba (common barn owl)
Lineage: Eukaryota; Metazoa; Chordata; Aves; Strigiformes; Tytonidae
Gene: KLF12
Product: Kruppel like factor 12
Exons: 9
Coding region: 534-1826 (430 amino acids)
Biological process (GO): regulation of transcription by RNA polymerase II
Molecular function (GO): DNA-binding transcription factor activity, RNA polymerase II-specific; RNA polymerase II cis-regulatory region sequence-specific DNA binding
Source: RefSeq, a predicted model, not a curated record
CGGCUGCCGGUGGGGGCGGGGACGCGCCGCAUGCCAGCGACGCCACCGGCGCCCGCCGCGGCCGGAGCAGGGGCCGGGAGCUGAGGGGGGGGGGGGAGAUACACACCCACACCCACACCCACCCCCACACCCACCCCGGUCCGGACCGGGCCCUUUGUUUGAGCUGGCCGGUGGGGGUGUCGCGGCGGCGGCGGCCCCCCCCCACUGCCCCCCCCCCCCCGUUAGGCGAGGCGAGGCGGCGCCGGGAGCCUCCCACCCCCGGCCCACCCUGCCCGGGGCUCAGCAUGUGACGCGGGUAAGUCGGCGGCGGGCGCCGCGGUUCCCCGGGCUGCCCCCCCCCCCCCCCCCCCUCACCCCCUCACCGCUCCCCGGGCACCGACCCUCGGGCGAACGGACAGACGGACGGACGGACAGACACACACACCGGGAGAGCGGCGACCCUGUGUCAGGGGAAGGAAACUGUUCCUCCUGCUCUGCCGCUUCUGCUCAGGAUUGAAGUGGAUCUAGGGACAAAUGGAUGACUGAAUAUUCAUAUGAAGAGGAAAGCCAUAAAAGACAUCAGCGCCUUUGAGAACAGAAUGUUAAUGCUUGAUGGGAUGCCGGCAGUCAGAGUCAAAACAGAGCUGCUGGAAUCCGAGCAAGGGUCUCCAAACGUCCACAACUACCCAGAUAUGGAAGCUGUACCCUUGUUACUAAACAACAUGAAGGCAGACCCCGUGGAGGAUUCAUUAUCUACAGACCAUUUCCAAACACAGACUGAACCAGUGGACUUGUCAAUAAACAAAGCCAGGUCGUCCCCUACAGCAGCUUCAUCUUCACCAGUUUCCAUGACAGCAUCAGCCUCCUCCCCUUCUUCUACUUCUACUUCUUCUUCUUCUAGUCGGCCAGCUUCAUCACCCACAGUAAUAACAUCGGUAUCCUCAGCAGCAUCUGUACCAUCAGUAUUAACUCCAGGUCCUCUUGUGGCCUCUGCCUCUGGUGUUGGAGGCCAGCAGUUUUUGCACAUUAUCCAUCCAGUACCACCUUCAAGCCCCAUGAACUUGCAGUCUAACAAAAUGAGUCACGUGCACCGUAUCCCCGUGGUGGUACAGUCGGUACCUGUUGUCUAUACAGCUGUGAGAUCACCUGGGAAUAUGAACAACACUAUAGUUGUACCACUGUUGGAGGAUGGGAGAAGCCACGUCAAAGCACAAAUGGACCCCCGAGGCCUAUCUCCCAGACAAAUUAAAAGUGACAGUGAUGAUGACGACCUGCCAAAUGUGACCUUAGAUAGCGUUAAUGAAACUGGAUCUACAGCGCUCUCCAUAGCCAGAGCAGUACAAGAAGAGAGCAUGUGGGGCUGUGCCAGGUCAGCUGUUAACCCUUUUCGUUUUUUCAACUCCAGAAUUGACUUUUCGCCAUUGUGGGUCCCUGAACUGGCUCGCUGCAGGAUCAUACAAGUGCCAGUGCCGACACAAGGGAAAGCAACUACAGCAAGACUGCCUUGUUCAAUUUCACCAUUCAGUAUUGAGAGCACAAGGCGUCAGAGAAGGUCUGAGUCUCCAGACUCCAGGAAGCGGCGCAUCCAUCGGUGUGACUUCGAGGGAUGCAACAAAGUAUACACAAAAAGUUCCCACCUGAAGGCUCACCGAAGGACGCACACAGGAGAAAAACCCUACAAAUGUACCUGGGAAGGCUGCACCUGGAAGUUUGCUCGCUCCGACGAACUGACGAGGCAUUACCGCAAGCACACGGGAGUGAAGCCAUUCAAGUGUGCAGACUGUGACCGCAGCUUUUCCCGCUCAGAUCACUUGGCGCUCCACCGCCGCAGGCACAUGCUGGUUUGAGAAACGCUACCUGUUCCAGCUGAGUUUAAGAGCUGGGUCUCUUAACUACCCGGAGUGAAUUCAGCAGGGCUGAAUCCCCCUCUACAGUGUUAACAGGCAGGGCUUUCCCUGAUGUCCGUAACAAAAAAUAGCAACAGAAAUUAAAAAAAAAAAAAAAAUAGCAGGAAAAGAAGUGCCACUCUUCUCCUCGCCAUCUGAAGUUAACUCCGUCUGCCCCUCAGCAUGGCUACCCCCUGAAAGUGUCAUCACAAUCACCUGGGAAAUAGCAGCCGAAAUGCUACAGGAAUGGGCAUUAUUUUACAUGCUGCGUCCUUUGACAAAAAAUGUUUAUAGCUUCUAUGUUUUCUCUGAUGUCGGACAUUUUGUUCCUGAAAAAUCACUGCUGAUUGGAGGAUUAGAUAUCACAAACCAAUGAUGAUGAUGAUGAUGAUGAUGAUGAUGAUGAGAGUGAGACCGCUAGACCUUUAUUAUCCCAUCUUUUUCCCUUGUUUUCAAUACCAUCUGGCCAGUGUCAGAAUUACGCCCGAGCUGCGCUACAGACAAGCUGCGUGUGACUAGGCAAGAAGAUUCUGCUGGAGAGGUCCUGCUGUCAGAGCUGAAGGGUCGCUUGAGCAGACUUUUGCAAUAAUGAUGGUGGCAUUUUAAUAUUGUACCACAAUUUGUCAUUAUGCCCUAGAGGACGCCAGUCAUUUAACCUUUUUCUUUUAUCUUUUUUUUUUUCCUUUCUUUUCUUUUGUUGUUGUUGUUGAAGUCUGUAAAAUAAACAAGGGGCAGCAGCAUUUCUGCUGGAAGUACAUUAUUAAGUAUCUGUAUUUUACCAUGGACUUAUUUAGAACCGUUUUCUGAUUUGUAUAGAAAGACCUCAUCUAAAAGCUACUACCCCAUUCUCAAUGUGCAGUUUUCUUUCAUGCAGGUAUCCUCUUCCCCACAACCAUUAUUUGAACACAAGGAAAUAGUCAGAUCUUACACUCACUGGUACCAAGUUUAGUGGUGUAGCCAUUCAUGAAAUGGAAUUGAAUGUACCAAAAAAAAAAACAAAACAGAGAAGAAAUGGCUGCAUCUCUUGCAGAGAAAAAGCAAUAAUGAGUAAAAUGGCUCUCAAGACAAUAAUUUACUCACACUGACCUAAGGGGGGGAUAUGCAGAAAUAGCACAUACGAUCAUUUAAGUUAAUCUUUCUGAUGGUUUCACUGACCUGCUAGGUACCACAAUUAAGUACUUUGAUUUCCUUAAGCAUAAUAUUUGUGUCUGGAAAGCAAGAAAGAUAAAGGAAAGAGCUGAUUGUUGAGGAGUCAGUGGAUGAACUGUAAGUAGGAAGGAGAAAUGUUUCUGCAGUGGUGCUCUGCAAGACAUUAGGUUUCUCCCUGGGAGUUAGGGAAUAAGAUUCUGCCAGCUGUCUAGUAUGAUAUAAAUGGCCCUUUAUAUGGGUACCAGUGGCCGCCUCUUCUGGGAUUUUCAAUCCAAGCCUUUUCAGAUUAAAUAAAAGGAAAUUCUUGAUCAUUCCCAUACAGCCCUAUAAUUGUGAACCAAUUUGUAUUAAUUGAAUUAUGUAGGAAAGAGAGAAACUCUUAGUCAUCAGUUGUUCAUGCAAACAGAAUAGUGUUUUUCUGUUUUCUUUCCUCACAAGGAUCUGCCUAUUCAGCUAAAUUUGACAAAGAGGAGGCUUGGCAAGAUUUUUUAAGUGUUGAGAUUUUUAUAGCUUAGAGAUGAAAGAUGUAUCCAUAAAGGUCUUUUGCAAUGCAUUUAAUUAUGAAUAUUCGGUUCCAGGAAUUGAGCAGAUUAAACUUGUGAUGCCACUUGUUCAUUUUUAAAUGUUUAACCAGUCUGAAUUGAUUUCUGAUUCCUGAAGUAACCGUAGUAAUGUUGGGGGGGAGAUUCUGAAAUCAAGGUAAUCUUCAAGAAAAAACAGCACAGAGUGCCAAUACAGAUACUGAAUGAAUUACAGUUAAUUAAGGAUUAAUGUGACUGCGAUAAUACUUUGUAACAGCAUUCAAAGGCCCCAGAACUUGUUUGUCUUUAAAUAUGUUCUUAAUAUUCCCCAGUACUGGGUACUUUAUCAGUGCUCUGAAAGAACUUAAAUACUGUUAAAGCUCAGGGUCCCCUCUGCCAAGUGGUCACCAGAGAAACCCAAAGCAAAUUAUUCACAGCCAUUGUGGGAAAAAUACUUCUAUCAAUUCCCGUUAACCAAGCUGGUAAUCAACUUCCACCAAAUUCAGCAACAUUUUAGUAUCUGGCUCCACAUCAGAAAUGAGCAGAGACACUAAGUGUCCAUGCAAAGAGGGAAAAGGCUGCGGCUGAUCAGGGCUUCUGGGUAGGCCAUGAGGCAUUGCAGGGCAGCAGAACUGGGUCUCUACCAGCAGAGUUACUGCUGUUGGUUUAAAAAACUGGUUGUCAGUGUUGUGCGUGAGAUGGUUCAUGGAUUACAUCUGAAGUCUGUCUUUUACAUAUUUCAGUGUCAUCCCCUCAAAUGGAUCUGUCAUUCUCAGCGUUUAGGGAAAGAAGUCAGAUUGAGUAGAAGUCAAUUGAUAAAAUUAUUUUCAUUUUCAAGAACAUUUUACCAACUAUUUACUUGAAUAGCAGUAAUUCAGUUGAAGGCCCAAUGGCAUACAGAAUUCCUUUCAGAAUCUGAUUUUUUCUUCUCAUGGAAAAUUAAGUUUAUUUGACCAGAAACUCUUAAGGAUGUUCUGUUAGCAUACAAGAGGAACAGUAAGAGAGAUUGUCUCUGAUAUUAUUCACAAAGGCAGGGUGUAAUGAAGAGACCAGUGUCCUCUUCAGGCUUCCACUGUCGUCAGUGAAGAGAGAAAAACUCCAGGAGAAACUGAGAGGCCUCAGAUUUCAGCAUUCAGCUCUGAACUGCCCCAAGGAGGAGCAUAUGUAUCACAGACCCUGGGAAGGCUCAUCUCCCAAAAGGCCAAGGUUGGUCUAUGUGAAUCCCUUGUCUUUCAGCUGGUUGCCCAUUACUUUAUGCAUAGGAAACACUGACACAGAAAGAGGGUCUGUCUUUAUUCAGGGAACCCCAAAGUGAUACAGGAUUAAAGCAGCACUCACGCCAAGGGACACAGGCACAUAGCGUGUCACAUGUAACAGAAUGAAGCCAAAAGGUAAAGGAAUGUACACUAAAUUUUCUUAUUUCACAGGCAGGAGGUAUAUCCUCUAAGCUUUCCAGCACAUGUGUAAGGGCUUUUCGUGCUGCUAUUACCUCUAGACAAUUUACACAACCAGCAGUAGUCCACCACUGGGUUUCAAGUACCCAGUAUGGUUCUUGGCAUGUUUCUUAUUUGUACCAGCACCUGCAGAUUUUGACCCCAUAUACUCUGUGAGGUUGUUUUCUGGCUUGUUUUCCCCGUCAGAAGUUUUUUAAGAGAAGGUACUCUGUGGGAGGGGGGUGUUUGGAUGGGGAGCUGAUAUCCCCCAGAUUCUCAGGGUGUCCUUCCCUCAGUGGCUGUGGUUCAGACCCACCAAACUUCUGUGCUUGUGCAAAGACCAAGGGCGAUUGCUCCAGGGUAGUUUCCUCAAAAAUCCUGGUAUCCCACCAGAGGUCCAUGACAUUUCAUAACCAUGGUGAAGGCGUACAUCAUAUGUAAUGUGCAGAAAUACCAGAUCUUGUCUUGACACAACACAGUAGGUCCAUCUUAAUUGAGCAGUUAAGAGGGACAAAUAUACAGUGUCCCAUUAUUUCAGAAAGAUAGAUUUAUGCUUUUAAGUGUGACUGAAGGAUGGGUAAUAUCCACCAUGCCCUUUACAGCUUACAAGGGAAACUAUGCCCUUGUCAGAUUUCAUGUGUUUUCAUAAGUGUCAGAUUUCAUACGUUUUCAAAAGGAUUCAAUGGAUUUGUCAGGAAAUACCAGAAGCCAACAUGAUAGGAAAAUGUAACGAGCAAGCAGCUUUGAUACAGAACUUUUUAAAUUUUAAAUUGUCAUUAUUUUUUGAGCACCUGUUUUACUCAGCACUGUAAAAUUGGCUCAUUGCAACAGCAGUUUAUACUUGGGGACGAAGAUGCAGUAUUCCUUAUUCUCUAUCAUGCUUACACAAUUAAUUAAAUAGAUUUAGACUGACUUGUAUAUAUGAUUAUUUGCUGGAGUAAUGUAUAACAAAAUUAACAGUGUUGAAAUUACAUCAGUGAUAUUGAUGUCUGGGGUAAACUCACAGUGCAGAGCAUGGACAAAUAGCUGGACAACCUUUCUCCCCUUUAAUAAUGGGAAUAACAGUGAUCAUAAGUCUCCUUUUCCAUUAGCCACAUUGAAAAUGUAUUCUAGUUGCCAUUUAUAAAUUUUAUCUUCUGAUAAUAAAUGCUGUUUAAUGGAAAAACUCUCUUUCUCCUUUAUUGAAGGUGGGUACCUCAAAAUCAGAGUAAGUUUCACGAUUAAUAUCCCACUUAUUUUUUAGUUUGAACUGUGACUUGGAAAGGUCAGUCUGUGAAACUGCAUCUUCCACAGCAGACAAGUCUUAAGAUCGUUCAGUAAAUCCACCCUACUCCCGCAUGCUCAUCCAUACACUCAUGCAUAUAAAUCCCAGCACUUCCAUGUGCUUCCACCCAUGUGCAUGUAAUAAACGAGUUUAUUUAAAAAAAAAAAAAAACAGAAAAGGAAGAAUUGGAGAAACGCUAAAAGAAAAUACUACCUUCUUAAGAAACCAGCUCAUGUUACUGUAUUAUGCCUUGCCUGUGAUUUAUAACUGGAGAACUGCACAAAGAACUUUAAAGAUUGUAAUAUUUUCACAGUUCCGCAGUAGCGUAACAGUUGCUGUGUAAAGUGUGCUUAUGAAGUCACGCCUAUUGGUAUCUUGAAAAUGCUUAAAUUCUGAUCAAUUUCCACAGUAAAUCAGGUUUUAGUACAAAAAAUGUAAUUAUAAGGAUACUGCAUCUUUAGAAAUCAAAAUACCUUGAAAGUAUUUUACUAUACUUGUAACAGUUUAAAUAUUCUGUAAUAUAUGUGAUAGUUGAAAAGUAUUUUCAAACUCACAAUUUUACAUGGGGUGUAAAUAGGUUAAAUGAAAUGCAUUUUUAAAAAUUCUUUAGUUUUCAUCAGGAAAACUAGUAAGAUAAUGCCUUGCAAAGCUUAAACACAAAACAUAAGUAAAUUGUUCUGUUUUGCCAGAGCAUGUUUUCUCUGCAAAAUGGAGUGGCCACUUCUUUGCUGUUUCACAGAUGGCGUGCAAUAUAGUGAAGUCAUACUGAGUCCUUCAGUGUCGAAUAAGUCAACGCUCAGAAUGUCUUUGACUGAAUAAAGGAAAAAAACACUUAAUCGAAAUGAAAACCAUAUGAAAGGUUUUGGGGGUUUUGUGUGUUUUUUUUUUCCUUCUGGCAUUUUACAGUGAACUGCAGAUACAAUAAUAGUAAACUCUCAUUUGAUUUUAUUUCUUCUUGUAUUUCCCUGACUACAGUGCAUCCUGAGUAAAGGUUGCAGAACUGAAAUAAGCAGCUGCUCUUUGCUGAUUCCAGGGGAGUUUAGUCUUCUAGGUGCAGUAGUAUGUCAACAAAAUCAACUGUAGCGGGACAGUUGUGACAUUCAAAAUGCAUAUACACUUCAGCAAGAUAGCCUCAAAUCUAUUCUAAAAGGUGUAACAGAAACUGAAAGUGCCUGUAAUUAGAACUGAUGGGAUGUUCCUAUACUUUUACACAGCAAUAACUUACGGAAUUCUGUUAACAAUAAGGUGAAAAUGAAAUUUUACUCGGAGAACAAUAAUGCAGCACAGAAACAAACACAAAGUGCCAUUUGUAUUUUCACAUGUUGAGAUAUUGUGUUAAAGGUUUUAGUUAUUUUCUCAGAUAACAUCUGUCAUACACUUGUAAGAAGAAAAUGAAUCUUGGUUUACAAAUGACUCAUAUCCAUAUCAAUUCUCAGUAGAUGUGAAUGGAAGUCAUUGUCAAGCAGUAUUUUAGGGGAUUUCUUCCUAAUUUGUGUCUGAUGUGCCCAUGUAUCCAGGGUAUUCUCUAGUGAAAUAAUCCAAAAACCAGCAAUAAGCCCAGUGGAGUCUUUUUUAGGAUAUAUGGUAUAAUGGGGGUUCUCUUAAAAAAUCCUCUGCAUUGAACUUUGAAAACACGGAGUUCACCUUAUGUCUUCUUUCUAUUCGUCAUGUAAUGCUCAUAGUAUUUAAUAUCAUCUUAGAACUGGUUGACUUCAGGAGUGGACAAAAUAUAUCUCUUUUCUUUCUUUUGGGGACAAGUAAUUGAGAAAUUGGGGACUGUCAGUCUAGAGACUAUUUGAAUAGCAAACAAGAAGUCAGUAUUCCUAAAAUGGAGUAAGGAGAUUUUUAUAUUGAGUGGCCUAAUCAUUUGCAUCAAUAGACUAAUUGAUUUUACAAGAAAAUGGCCAGGUGUGACUCUCCCACUCUUUUUUUUUUUUUUUUUUCUUGCAAUUAUUUUUGUGUUUUAAAUCUGGUAGGUUUCUGUAAUAAGAAAAAAAAAUAUAUUACUAACUGCUGCUAAUGGAUUCUUAAAAGCAGUGUAAUGCCAUCCCUCAUGCUUCUUCUGUUUCUAAAAAUGAAUUUAUUGGAGAUCAAAAUGUAACUGGUCAUCCUAAUACCUUUGCCAAGGAAGAUUGCUUUCCAUCCUCUAAAUUUGUACCUGUCACCUAUCCAGACAGAAUUUUGUAUUUGAAAAAUUCUGCAUUUUGCCUGGGCUUUUGCUGCCAUCAGUGGGUUGCUGCUGGAAUGGGAAGAUGGGCAUUUAGUUUGUAUUCACUGAGGCAGGAUUGGGUGUGCACAAAGAUGCUCAUAUACAGAAGAAAAUGCAGGUGCAAAAAAAAAAAAAAAAAAAAAAAAACCCACAAAAGCACAAAAGCACGUGGACUCGCAUGUGAAAACUAGAAUUUAUCCACAUCAUUUAAACAUGUGACAAGACCACUAGUUUAGUAACAACUUAUUUUUGAAUGUUAGCCACCAGUGGAAAUAAUCCUAUCAGAACAUGCAUAUACUUAUUCUGUCAUCUUGAGCUUAAUCUCCAGAUAUGAAGCUUAUGAAGGAACACAAAUUAUCCUGGGGGUUUUAGGAAGGCACCAGAAAAUGUGUCAUCAGAAGGACAGAGGAAACACUGGUUUCUUACCUCCUAACUCAGUGUUGGGAGGUUUGGCUGACUCCAGCCCUACAUGUGUUAGUUCUUGCGUAGGAAAGGGCACCUUGUCUUCACCAUUCCAAAAUGAACCAGGAUUUUUUUCCUUCAUUCUGGAAAACAGACACAGAGUUGGUGGUUUGUUUGUUUUUGUUUUUGUUUUUGUUUUUUUUCCCUCAAUUUUACUGUUUUGCCAGCAUACUUCUAUAGCGGCUUAUUCUUGCUGACUUUAAAUUAUGAAAUAAACUCAGUUACCCUUGUAAUUUUUGGAUUAUUCAGUACACAGUUAUUCAGUCCUUCAGACAAGCAGAACUGGGCAUGUGAAUUUUAGCUAUUACGAAAAUAAGAAUAGAAAAAAUUAUCUGAGGUCCUGUUGUUCACGUGUGUGACCUGCGACAUCUUCCCCCAUUCAGUCUCAAAGGUUUCAGUGAACCAAGAUGCUGCCAGUCAUAAAAGAGGAGGUGGAUGGUGUUUCACAUAUUGACUUGCUAAACCUUGCUCCAUGAUGUGACCUCUGCAUUUAAAAAACAAUAGUUCAGUAUCUGUUAGGGGACCACAGGUGAUAGCUUUGAUGGAUUGCCAUAAGCGUGAACCGUGAAAUACAGAAAUAGGUUCAGAUACUGCUUUUCUCCCUGUCCCUGCCUUUCUAGACGUACAGAGCUUCUUUAGAAAGACAGAUAGAGACAUAAUCUUCACUGCUGAACUAAUCUUUCUCACAAUUCAGAGUUCGUGUUGUCAUUUCUGGUUUCAGAUUAUUUUUCACUGCUACAUUUGCAUCUUAUUUUUCAUUAAAAAUCCCCACAGUUUAUUUCUUUCCUUGUCGUCCUAUACAUAGCUUUCUUGGUAAUGUAAGUUCUCCACUGAACACCUACGCAGUAUGCUCUCUUGACCUGCUGUCUGUCCCUAAAAAGUUAUUAUCGCCCAUUUGCACUUGCAAUAGAAUAUGCACAGAGACAGUAAUGAAUUACUUAAGUUCCAUGCACCAUCAGCUUUAAGACCUUCAACCCACACACACAGACACACACAUUAAUACACUUCAAGUGAAAGAGAGAUUUGGACACUGCUAUCAACAUGUGGGGUCAAAAAUACCAUUAAAUUGGAAAGUUCUUUCAGCUGUGUUCAGGAAGAAUCAACAAUCAUGAAAAAUAUCAUUCUUGGCCAAGUCACUUAUGGAAGAAGCAAAUUCCCCUAUGGCAUUAGUUGAAUGAAAUCCUAAGGAUGGGGGUGCAUUUGGCCCCAAAUUGUUCCUUCUGAUCAGGUCGUUAUUGUUGUAUGUACCAAUGAGUGUUCAUUUGAUCCUCCUGUGUAAAAAUACAAAAACAUCCCUUAGUUUACAAAGUGAUUAAUUUGGGACUGAAGCUUCACAGCAAUGGAAUUAGUAUGUACGGCACCUCAAUCUUUUUCCUAGAUAAGAUGCAAAAGGGAGGGUCAUUAUCAGUAACCCCAUAGAGAUAAUAGUGUCAAUAGAGGUCCUACACUUAAAAGGAAUAAAAAUACCAGCGCUAGCAAGCAAACACACUAGUUUCUUAAGUCUUUCUUUUGCCUUCUUUUCAAAAGCUUUUAAAUGCAAAAAUUUUUCUUCAAAAAUAAAAGCAAACAUCUGAAGAUCUAAUUUCCCAAUAGUUUCCUCUGCAUUUAUAUACUAUGUAGUGUUUAGGCAACACCUAUGCUAUAAGUUUAUUAAUAUUAUGUAAGUGUUGUUCUUGUAUUUAUGUAUAGUGUAUGUAUUGUAAAUAUACUCAGAGCUUUUUUUCCUCUUACUGUAAAAUGGUGAUUUUUGCCCUAUGAUAAUGUAAAGGGAGUCCCCUAAUGAAAUUCUGUCAGAGGAUGAUUAUUCCACUCUAUUCUCAAAGAUUUAAAUGAGCAAGUGUUAUCGUUUUUAAUGGUGUCUCAGACAUAUUUUGUUGGUGCAUUGCUUUUCUGUAUUCAACUUUCCUAUGAAUUGAGCUGUGAAUUGAAAUAGAGUUUAAACCUUUAAAUGUAUGCAUUUGUAUAAUUAUCUGAAUGGAGGCAUGAAGGUUAAAUAAAGCAUUUUGUAUGGAACAAA